Bufo gargarizans (Asiatic toad) is the source of this 582-nucleotide messenger RNA. RefSeq names its product octapeptide-repeat protein T2-like. Gene Ontology annotation, cellular component: membrane. The coding region runs from base 1 to 582 and encodes 193 amino acids. Gene Ontology annotation, molecular function: porin activity. The transcript has a single exon. Lineage: Eukaryota; Metazoa; Chordata; Amphibia; Anura; Bufonidae. The record is from RefSeq and is a predicted model, not a curated record.
AUGCUAGAGGGAAAGAUGCUGAGCAUAGGAUAUGAUAGACAGAGAGAUGCUGCGCUGAAAGUAGAAUAUGCUAGAGGGAGAGAAGUUGAGCUGGGAGUAGGAUAUGCUAGAGGGAUAGAAGCUGAGCUGAGCGUAGAAUAUGCUAGAGGGAGAGAAGUUGAGCUGGGAGUAGGAUAUGCUAGAGGGAGAGAAGUUGAGCUGGGAGUAGGAUAUGCUAGAGGGAGAGAAGUUGAGCUGGGAGUAGAAUAUGCUAGAGGGAGAGAAGUUGAGCUGGGAGUAGAAUAUGCUAGAGGGAGAGAAGCUGAGCUGAGAGUAGAAUAUGCUAGAGGGAGAGAAGUUGAGCUGGGAGUAGGAUAUGCUAGAGGGAGAGAAGUUGAGCUGGGAGUAGAAUAUGCUAGAGGGAGAGAAGCUGAGCUGAGAGUAGAAUAUGCUAGAGGGAGAGAUGCUGAGCUGAGAGUAGGAUGUGCUAGAGGGAGAGAUGCUGAGCAAGGCAUAGGAUAUAGUAGAGAGAGAGAAGCUGAGCUGAAAGUAGGAUAUGCUAGAGGGAGAGAUGCUGAACAUACUGUAGAGAGUGUACACUAG